GCGCGCAUCCACCGGGCAGCUCUCCCAGCGUACCCCGCUCCCGCAGGCCACGACCCGGAAGCUGUCGCCGGCUGGCGGCCGGCUGGCGGCUUUGACCGCUUUGGAGCUGCGAAAAGCAGUUGCCCGGGCUGCCGGGGCUGGCUGUGGCUGCUGACCGCGGCAGUCGGAAGGAACCCCCAAUGAGUCCGCUCCGGACAGGGGCUCAGUCUGGGCACGCGACCCCCGGCGACAUGUGACCCGAUCUGCCGGCCGCUUCGGCGUUCGUAAGUGUCCGUGGGCCGCGCGGGGCUGCGAAGAGACUCUCCGCCUGGGCCGUGAUGAAGGCGGUCAAGUUCUCCUCACCUCGAUGGGAAGAGACUACUCGGUGGGCUCUGUUGACAGAAGCGAGCGGGAGAAGCAGGGCUAUCUCCGUCGCUUUGCAGUGCCCGUAGUGCCGAGGGUGCGGAGUUCACUCAGUAGCACCCGGACUUGUUCUUUUACUGGGCCAAUUCAUGCUCUCACUCCUGUCACCAAAGUGAAAUAGGUGGCUGUCAUCUGUGGAAACCAUCUGUUCUUUGAGCCAUGAAGGCAGAAACAGUGUCCCCUACCCAGGAGACUACCCCAGAGUCCAGCUGUGGCUUCGGUAAUCUAUGGAGUAGCCGGAAGCUGAUGGUUGUGGGGGUCUUGCUGGGCUGGCUACUUGUCAUCCACCUUCUGGUCAACAUGUGGCUUCUGAUCCUUCUGUGCGCAUCGUUGGUGGUGCUGGGAGGUUGGCUAGGCGCCAGUGCUGUUGCAGGGGCUUCAGGUCAAUUGCACCUGGAGCGGUUCAUCACGGUCACCGCCUGUCCUCCGUGCCCCGAGGCAGAAAGGCAGCUGGAACAGGAGAUUAACUGCACCAUCCAGAUGAUAAUCCGAGAUUUUGUGUUAUCCUGGUAUCGUUCAGUGAGCCAGGAGCCAGCAUUCGAGGCGGAGAUGGAGGCAGCCAUGAAGGGGUUGGUUCAGGAGCUUCGAAGGCGGAUGAGCAGAGCGGACAGACAUGCUCUUACACAGAGGGUUCUCACUCUCUGUGGUUGUCACCUGCAGAGCUAUAUUCAGGCAAAGGAGGCCGCAGCCAGGGAGCAGAGCUGUUCAGUUCAGCCCUCCCAGCUGUGGGAUGCUUACUGCCAGGCCACUCCUCCCCAUCCUGCCUUGCACAGCCCUACCACUGAGGUCACCUAUGCACGCGGCAUUGUGAAUUUGUUACUUAAAGAGUUAGUGCCCAAGCCCCACCUGGAGACUAGGACUGGACGCCACGUAGUAGUUGAACUCGUCACGUGCAAUGUGAUCUUACCACUGAUCAGUAAGCUAUCAGAUCCUGACUGGAUCCACCUUAUACUUGUGAAUAUCUUUUCCAAGUAUAGACACGAUGCAGCCCAAGGAACCAAACCCCUGGGCUCAGGCAGUGUCCUAGAGCAGCCGUCAGUGCCCACCUCUCUGCCACUGGUUGUUGAAGUAGAGAGUCUGCCCACAGGAAAAGCACCUUCUCCAGUACACAUAACCUGCAGCGAGCCAGCCCCCUCCCCAGAGGUCGAAGAAGGUCAUGAAGCUGCAGAGGGAGAUUUGUCUGGGAUGCUUGAAGAAAGAAGAAUAGGAAAUAACUCAUCCCAUUUUCUACAGCCGGAUAUUCGAGGCCCCUUGUUCUUAUGCGAAGACUCGGAGCUGGAGUCACCACUGUCUGAACUGGGCAAAGAAACCAUCAUGCUAAUGACCCCAGGCAACUUCCUCUCUGACAGGAUUCAGGAUGCUCUGUGUGCACUAGAGGAUUCCCGGGCCCUGGAGCCUAAGGAUGGUGAGGGAACUGAAGGGAUGGAAGGAUCCGAAGCUGAGGAAGCUCCAGGAACAGAAACAGACACGGGCCUACUGGUCUCCAUGCUGAACUGCCCAGAGAUCCAGAUUGACACAGCAGACAAGGAGGUAGAGCAAGGAGAUGUCACCUCUCUUACGACUUUGUUAGAGGAGCCAGAAAAACCCUGCCCCCCAAGACCUUCAUGCUUGGAAAAGGAUCUCACCAGUGGUGUGAGCUCCCUUGAGCCUACCCUGCCACCAGUUCCACUUUCCUCCUCUCCCCCUGGUCCUCUCAGCUCAGCCACCUUCAGCUUUGAGCCCCUGAGCAGUCCCGAUGGCCCAGUUGUCAUCCAGAACCUUCGGAUCACUGGCACCAUCACCGCCCGAGAGCACAGUGGUACUGGAUUCCACCCAUACACGCUGUACACUGUGAAGUAUGAGACAGCCCUUAAUGGUGAGAACAGCAGCGGCCUACAGCAGCUGGCCUACCACACCGUGAACCGCCGCUACCGGGAGUUCUUGAAUCUGCAGACCCGCCUGGAGGAGAAACCAGAUCUACGAAAGUUUAUCAAAAAUAUUAAGGGUCCAAAAAAGCUCUUUCCAGAUCUUCCAUUUGGAAACAUGGAUAGUGACAGAGUAGAGGCCCGGAAGAGCCUCCUGGAGUCCUUCCUGAAGCAACUCUGUGCCAUUCCUGAGAUUGCCAACAGCGAGGAGGUGCAGGAGUUCCUUGCACUGAAUACAGAUGCUCGGAUCGCCUUUGUCAAAAAACCAUUCAUGGUCUCUAGAAUAGACAAGAUGGUGGUGAGUGCGAUUGUGGACACCUUGAAGACAGCGUUUCCUCGCUCUGAACCCCAGAGCCCCACAGAGGAGCUGAGUGAAGCCGAGAAUGAAAGCAAGCCCCAGACAGAAGGCAAGAAGGCUAGCAAGUCCAGACUGAGGUUCUCCUUCAGUAAAAUUGCUCCUGCGCUGAAUAUAGCCGAGGUGCAGGACAGGGUUCUCUACUGUCUCCAGGAGGGCAAUGCGGAGUCAGAGAUCCUGUCCAUGUCUGGGAUGGAAUCCUUCAUUGAGAAGCAGACAAAGUUACUGGAAAUGCAGCCAGCAGAUGUAUCAGAUAAAGAUCCCCAACAAGUCCCUAAAGAAUGUGUGGAUAACUGUUUGCGAGAUACAGCUGUAGUAGCCCAAGAAUUCACCAACAGUGACCCAGGAGCAGAGACCGAGUUAGCCGACACGGCCUUGGAUCUGAUCCUGCUGCUGUUAAUGGAGCAGUGGAAAUGGCUGUGUACCGAAAGCAUGCAGAAGUUCUUCCGCCUUGUUUUUGGAACUCUAGUUCAAAGGUGGCUAGAAGUCCAGGUGGCUAAUCUAAUGUGUCCCCAGCGCUGGGUGCAGUACCUCCGGCUUCUUCGGGAAUCUAUCUGGCCUGGUGGGGUGUUGCCUAAGUUUCCACGGCCUGGGAGGACUCAGGCACAGAAAGCAGCUACUGAGAAGCAGGCUUUGCAGAGCUUGAUGAGUAUCCUGCCAGAUUUUUUAGUGGACAUCCUGGGGGUGAACAAGUGCCGGCUGAGCUGGAGUCUAGUCUUGGAGUCGUUCCAGCAACCCCUCAUCAACAGACAUUUGAUUUACUGCCUUGGAGACAUCAUCCUGGAGUUCUUGGACCUCAGUGACACCGUUGAGGAGCCUGCGCCAACCACCUCUGCCUCAGAUUCCCCAGGCAGCCUCAAGAGAAUGGCUUUCUCUGCUUAGAUAGAAGUCAUUCACACCGUCCUCAAAGGCUUGAAAAAGAGAGCUUUCAACCACCCAAAGACCGAUUAAGAUAUCUGUGCCCUCUGGAGCUAAGCUACCUUAACUAGCCUCCAUCUCAGGGGCUCGAUUCUCCUGCCAGAUCUCCCUUAGUAACAGGUGAUGGGGAUCAGUAACCCAAUUGCAUGCAUAUCUGUUUCCAUAGUCAUGCGGAUUGCUGCUGAUGAGGAGGUCUUGUUUCGUGGGAAAGGACGCUGUGAAGCAGAGACUUCUCCUUUGCCUUCUCACCAUCAUGGUUUACCAACAGCAUGGCCCUGUGCAUGUGUACACCUAAUCCACAAAUGCACAAGCAUUGGGUAGUACAGGAGAAAACUAUAGCCAGAUUUCCUAGGAGGAGAAACAGUCUCCUGAGCUCUCUCUUCCCACCUGGAAACUAAACGUUUGUUCGGGAUCACUCCUUUGCCCUGCCUGGUGCUGCGGUAAUUCCAGAAGAGGGAAGGAAAGUAUAUCUCAAGGGACUUCUUGCUCUUUGGCUGUUUUCUCACACAGUGGCCUUUUAGGGGAUGUCAGGAAUGCUGUUUCCUUGGGUGGCUAUACUUUUCCUGUCCAGAAGGCUUCAGAGCACACAGUCAAACUUCUGGUAAAUCCACCCCACCCUUCACACCCUUUCCUGCAAGGGUUUACACUACAGAUUUUCUUAACUCUCCUACCCAAGAGCAAAUGAGUUUCAGGUUUGUAAGUUUCCCUCUAUCCUAACAGAAUUGCAUGACAAGUUAUAUAUUCAGCCUCAGUUUUUCCAAAGAGGAGGGAAAGUACUUGUUCCAUGGCUGAGGGUGUACAAAGAACAGCAGUUGGGAUAAGUGGGAAUCCCCUCACAAGACUUGGCCAAGAAUCGUUUAUUCUGAACACAUAAUAUAGCAAACUUGCAGGAUAUAGAUUUUAUUUCCCAUUCCGUAAUUAAUCCUUAUGAGCCUAGCGAUGAAGGCAGAAGUGUUCUGCAUCCAUUGGAAAAAUGGAACAACUCAGAGGAACUGUUAGACGAAAAGGGAGUUGGAGGGAGUCACAAGGGAAAUGCUACUUCCAGUAAAUGCUUAUGAGUCGCUGGCAUUCACAUGGUACCAAUGAGAGACCAUACCCAACCCCCAGCUCAUUAGGAUGCACAUGGAUGGGGCCUUGGAGGAAGGCUGAUGAGAAUGGGAUGAGGCAUCAAGAGCCAGCAUCAAGGUUUACCACUCUGAAGUAUGUAAUGAGCACACAAUUAAGUUGUUCAUAGAAAAGGGUCGUGCCCUGAGAGGCUCAUCACUGCACAUCAAUCACUCUCUGAUGUGACUGGGAGGCUUGGGCUGCUGCUCUUGCCGAAAAGCAAGAGGUGGGUAAGAUAAAGUUUCAUGGCCUCUUCUGGCCUUGAAGCACGACUUGAUGGCUCCAGAGCCCUUUGGCCCUUACAGGCAGAGGUAACUCAACAUGCUGUCCUUUGAGGUUCCAGGGAACUCCUGAGAUCUGCUCCUGCAAGAAGGACCACUUUCUUCUCUUUUGGUGGAGUGAUCAGUCCUGAUAUCUGGAACUCUGCACUCCCCACACCCAGCCCUCCACAUGUCCAUAGUCACCUGUGUCACUUUGAAUCUACUACCAGUCCUGGCACACGUGCGUAAACCUGUCAGUAGUCCAUUACACCGUGAGUUCCCUAUUGCAGUGAAGUCCAAGGGAUCUUUUCAUGCAUGCAACCCAGAGAACUUCCUUGCAUUUUAUUUUAUGUAAGAGACCCACCUGCCCCAGCAGAUAAGCUUUCCUCAAGAGGAAAAUGAUAAAGAUAACUAGGGAGAUCAUCAGAACCCAUAUGGCUUUGAAAAAGACCUGCUAGGUUUGGGUGUCAUGGUCAGGCCAUGUGAUCAUCAGCAUGUGGAAGAGCCCGAGUGUCAGGAUGAUGCUCAGGUUGGGAGAAUGAAAAGCAGGGAAGAACUGAGUCCACACUGGCCUGCUGCUUUUCUCUCCUUUUUGUUUGUUGUUUGUUUUGCUCUGGCUUUUUUAUGACUAUGUUUACUCAUUAAUUCAAAAUAUUAAUAUCUGAAACAAGA
This is a messenger RNA of Alexandromys fortis (reed vole), 5615 nucleotides long. RefSeq names its product sorting nexin 19 (gene Snx19). The transcript is spliced from 11 exons. NCBI's taxonomy places the organism in Eukaryota, Metazoa, Chordata, Mammalia, Rodentia, Cricetidae. The record is from RefSeq and is a predicted model, not a curated record. Gene Ontology annotation, molecular function: phosphatidylinositol binding. Bases 562 to 3543 code for a protein of 993 amino acids. Gene Ontology annotation, cellular component: intracellular membrane-bounded organelle.